UCAAAAAACGCCCCUCUCCAGAUCUCCCAGGUUUGGCCCGUCCCACCAGCCUCCUUCCUCCGUCCUCUUCUCCUCCAACUCGCCUCCUACCGCGUCCCCCCCCGUGUGGACUACGAUUCUAGCCAUGGCGUCCGAUAUGACGAGCCCCAUCCUGGACGCCCUGUCCGCGUCCGAUGCCCCGAUCCUCUCCAGCACCGCCUUCCCCUCCACCCCCUCGUUAAAUAUCAAGAGCGCGCUCGAUCGGCUAGCCUCGCGGGAUAUGGUCAAAUAUGAUACAAUCGACAAGGAAGUCGUCGCCUUGACCAAGGAAGGCGACGAGAUCGCCGCCAAUGGCAGCCACGAGGCCAAGGUCUUCCAGGCGGUGGUCGCCGCCAUGGACGGGUUGAAGAUCGGCGAUCUGCCGGGGAUUGUCGGCAAGGACAACGCCAAGCUGGGCCAGGGCAAUGCCUUCAAGAGAGGCUGGAUCAAGAAGGACAAGGACCUCCUCCGAGCGACCGCCGAGUCCAUCGUCGACGAGACCCGCGAGCAGCUGCUGACCGUGCAGAAGACCAACACCCUCGACGACCAGAAGGCCCUGACGGACCUGAAGCGGCGGAAACUGGUCUCGAUCCAGAAGGUGAUCACCUUCCAGAUCUCCAAGGGCCCCAAGUUCGCGCGCGAGUUCGUCAAGGAGGAGACGGACCUGACGGCCGACAUGCUGGUUAACGGGUCGUGGAAGUCCGCCCACUUCAAGCCCUACAACUUCAAGGCCAAGGGCGCCCCGACCCCGGCCGGCGCCUUCCACCCGCUCAACAAGGUCCGACAGGAAUUCCGCAACAUCUUCUUCGAGAUGGGCUUCGAGGAGAUGCCCACCAACCGCUUCGUCGAGACGGGCUUCUGGAACUUCGACGCCCUCUUCGUCCCGCAGCAACACCCCGCCCGCGACCUCCAGGACACCUUCUACAUCUCCGACCCGGCGACAGCUGACCCCCCGCGCGAGGACCCGCCCAACGACCCGCACCAGCUCCGGUCCGCACAGCUCACCUCGUCCAGCACCACCACGCCCGAGAAGCCCCGCGACUACCAGCAGUACUGGGACAACGUGCGCCAGGUCCACGAGGAAGGCAAGUAUGGCUCCAUCGGAUACCGGUACCCGUGGGACCCGCAGGAGUCGCUGCGCCUGGUGCUGCGCACGCACACGACCUCCGUCUCGACGUACGUCCUGCACAAGCUGGCCGCCAACCCGCGCCCCGCGCGCUACUUCAGCAUCGACCGGGUCUUCCGCAACGAGGCCGUCGACGCGACCCAUCUGGCGGAGUUCCACCAGAUCGAGGGUGUCAUCGCCGACUUCGGCCUCACGCUGGGCGGCCUGAUCGGCUUCAUGGAGGUCUUCUUCGCCAAGAUGGGCAUCCACCAGCUGCGCUUCAAGCCUGCUUACAACCCUUACACCGAGCCCAGCAUGGAGAUCUUCGGCUACCACGAGGGUCUGGCCAAGUGGGUGGAGAUCGGCAACAGCGGCAUGUUCCGUCCGGAGAUGCUCGAGUCGAUGGGUAUUCCUAAGAAUAUGAGAGUUUACGGAUGGGGGUUGAGUUUGGAGCGACCUACCAUGAUUAAAUACGGCGUGAGCAACAUCCGAGAACUCCUCGGCCACAAAGUCGACCUCAACUUCAUCGAGACCAACCCGGCCGUGAGACUGGAGAAGGACUAAGCUUGUGGAGAUUAAAAAAAAAAAGGGUCAUAUUAAGAUAAAGAGAGCAGAGCUAGACAGAUGUGACGGGAGUAUAGAGCUGUCUUUUCACAGAUUAUGAUAUUGUUUUUCUUUUCUUUUCUUAUUGAUUUGUUAUUUCUUCAUUGAAAAGCACGGGUUUAUGAGAUUACGCGGAUGACAGACAGAUACAGUAUAGUGUGGUAGAUAUCUAUCUAUCUACUUUUUAUAAAGAG
Aspergillus campestris IBT 28561 is the source of this 1920-nucleotide messenger RNA. Its product is annotated as phenylalanine--tRNA ligase subunit alpha. The record is from RefSeq and is a predicted model, not a curated record. Gene Ontology annotation, cellular component: cytoplasm; cytosol; phenylalanine-tRNA ligase complex. Gene Ontology annotation, biological process: phenylalanyl-tRNA aminoacylation. The coding region runs from base 125 to 1687 and encodes 520 amino acids. Gene Ontology annotation, molecular function: phenylalanine-tRNA ligase activity; ATP binding; tRNA binding. The transcript is spliced from 2 exons. NCBI's taxonomy places the organism in Eukaryota, Fungi, Ascomycota, Eurotiomycetes, Eurotiales, Aspergillaceae.